UUUCAGUUCACUCGGUCGUCAGUAGUUUCAGUAAAAAGCGUGAUAAUAAAUGAGCUUUCUUUUAUUAUAUUAUUAUAAAUAAUUAGCUAUGGGAAAAAAGAAGUCAAAAAAACGUCGACGAUCCUCGUCGUCCAGUUCUAGUUCGAGCAGUUCGGAUUCCUCACAAGAGAAAAAGAAACUUCGCAAGUUAAAGAAAAAAUUGAAGAAAGAGCAAAAGAAGACAGAGAAAAUUCUUAAAAAGAAGUUAAAGGAGGAAAAGAAAAAGUUGAAGAAGAAACAGCGCAGCAAGAGCCGGAGCCGCGAAACGUCGACCAGUAAGCAAGAUGCGGCCGCUGAUAUACCCAUAGAGUUAAUGGAGAAGUCUAGAGCAAUGGCACCAAUGACAAAAGAGGAAUGGGAACAGAAGCAAAGUGUUGUGCGCCGGGUGCUGGAUGAGGAGUCUGGCCGAUACAGGUUAAUAAAAGGUGAUGGUGAGGUGUUAGAGGAGAUUGUCUCCCGAGACCGCCACCGGCAGAUCAACCGGCAGGCCACACAGGCUGAUGGUGCUUACUUCCAAGCAAACACUGUUGACAGGAAGAUUUAGCCAUAUUUAUACCUUUUCUUUUUUUCAGUAACUUUGUCCACCUACGGGAGUGUUUUUGUGAUAAACUAUGUUUAGUUUUUUUUUUGUAGUAUCACCAAUAUCACCAUAGUUGUGCUAGUUAGAAAAAGAGAAGCAGCAGUUUUAGCCACGACUAAUUUUAUGGUCAGAUAUUUUAUUAUUAUACAUAUUUGGGGUUGUUCUUAACACAUUCAACACCAAGAACCCGACUGUCGGGUACACUGUUCGUAGCGACUACGCGCUACAUACGGCGAACCCGUGGCUACGCGCUACGAGCGUAAUCCGUAGCACUUAGUGGUAAUGAAUGUGUUAAUAAGAACCUUAUACCAUAUAGAAUUAGUUGGGCAUGGAGAAGCAAAGAGCAACCAACGAAAUCGGGGUUUAUUCUUCAGCUUCUACAAUAGAUAGGUAACAUAAGGAAAGGUCACUCUUGGCUAUUGAAUCUAUAUAUUAUACAAUAUACUAUUCUGCUGCACUGCAGUGAAAUGCAGUAUUAACCGCAACUUAUUAAGUAUAGCAGGUGCAGGUAUUUCGUAAUGCGAAGUUACCUUUUCCUAUACUCCUAACAAAUGUUGUAAUAAUCACAAAAUCAUUCCAUAAGCACUCUUCUAUCUUCUAACAUUAAAUAAAUAAAUAUUAA
Molecule: messenger RNA, 1241 nt
Organism: Cydia fagiglandana
Lineage: Eukaryota; Metazoa; Arthropoda; Insecta; Lepidoptera; Tortricidae
Product: ADP-ribosylation factor-like protein 6-interacting protein 4
Exons: 3
Coding region: 89-583 (164 amino acids)
Source: RefSeq, a predicted model, not a curated record